UGCUGGAAGAAAUCGGGCCCCAAGUGUGGUCUCUGCUCUCUCAAGUGUUGAGGAGCAUUGGACGUGGUUUGAGAACCAAGUUCUGCGCAUUAGUGUCCAUCCUUUCAACUAAUGAUGACACUUCAGUUGUGCUUAAAGAGGACCACCCCUCCUCCAUUGGAUGCAGCCUUACUUCAGCUGUUAAUCAAGGCAGCAUGUCGGCUGAAACACCAAUCACACUGAAUAUUGAUCCUCAGGAUCUGCAGGUACAAACAUUCACUGUAGAGAAGCUACUGGAGCCACUCAUAAUCCAGGUUACUACACUUGUAAAUUGUCCCCAGAAUCCUUCCAACAGGAAAAAAGGACGUUCAAAAAGAGCCAGAGUCCUCCUAGCUUCUGUGGAGGAAGCAACUAGGAAUUUAUUAGACAAGGGAGAGAAGAUUGCCGAGGAAGCCACAGUUUUAAGGGAAGAGCUUACUACUGCACUUGAGGAAGUUCGCAAAGAAAGUGAAGCUCUGAAAGUAUCAGCUGAGAGAUUUGCAGAUGAUCCCUGUUAUCUCCCCAAAAGGGAGGCUGUGGUUCAAGCUGCCCGUGCCUUGUUGGCUGCAGUUACCAGACUCCUCAUCCUCGCAGACAUGAUAGAUGUCAUGUGUCUCUUGCAGCACGUGUCAGCUUUUCAAAGAACAUUUGAGUCUCUCAAAAAUGUUUCCAAUAAAUCUGACCUCCAGAAAACCUACCAGAAGCUUGGGAAGGAGCUGGAAAAUCUGGAUUAUUUAGCCUUCAAACGUCAGCAGGACUUAAAAUCUCCAAAUCAGAGGGAUGAAAUCGCAGGGGCCCGGGCCUCACUUAAGGAGAACUCCCCGCUCUUGCAUUCAAUUUGCUCAGCCUGUUUGGAACAUUCUGAUGUUGCUUCCCUCAAAGCCAGCAAGGACACAGUUUGUGAAGAAAUUCACAAUGCCCUCAAUGUAAUUUCAAAUGCUUCACAAGGCAUCCAGAAUAUGCUUGUCCCACCAGAAUCUAAGGCAGCAACACUGGGAAGUGCCCUUGAUGAGCUUGAGAAUUUAAUUGUCUUGGAUCCACUCACUGUGACUGAGGAAGAAAUUAGACCAUCAUUAGAGAAACGUCUUGAAGCCAUUAUCAGUGGGGCUGCGCUAUUGGCUGACUCUUCGUGCACUAGAGAUUUCCAUCGGGAACGGAUUAUUGCAGAAUGCAAUGCCAUUCGCCAGGCUCUCCAGGACCUGCUUUCAGAGUACAUGAACAAUAGUGGAAAAAAGGAAAGGAGUAAUACCCUGAAUAUUGCUAUAGACAACAUGUGUAAGAAGACAAGAGACCUUCGCAGACAGCUCCGUAAGGCUAUUAUAGAUCAUGUGUCAGACUCCUUUUUGGAUACAACAGUCCCACUUUUGGUUCUCAUUGAAGCUGCCAAGAACGGCCGAGAAAAGGAAAUAAAAGAAUAUGCUUCAAUAUUUCGUGAACACACCAGCAGGCUUAUAGAGGUGGCAAAUCUUGCUUGUUCCAUGUCAACAAAUGAAGAUGGAAUUAAAAUUGUCAAAAUUGCGGCCAAUCACCUAGAAACCUUGUGUCCACAGAUCAUUAAUGCUGCACUUGCUUUGGCGGCAAGACCCAAAAGUCAAGUGGUCAAAAAAACCAUGGAAAUGUACAAGCACACAUGGGAGAAUCAUAUCCAUGUCCUCACUGAAGCUGUAGAUGACAUUACAAGCAUUGAUGACUUCCUUGCUGUAUCUGAGAGCCAUAUCCUAGAAGAUGUCAACAAGUGUAUCAUAGCAUUGAGAGACCAGGAUGCUGAUAAUUUAGACCGUGCUGCGGGUGCUAUCAGAGGACGGGCAGCAAGAGUUGCUCACAUUGUCACAGGUGAAAUGGACAGUUAUGAGCCAGGAGCUUACACUGAAGGUGUGAUGAGAAAUGUUAACUUCCUUACAAGUACAGCAAUUCCUGAGUUUGUAACACAAGUGAAUGUUGCCUUAGAAGCCUUAAGUAAAAACUCUUUGGAUGUAUUUGAUGAUGAUCAAUUUGUGGACAUCUCAAAGAAGAUCUAUGACACAAUUCAUGAUAUCAGAUGUUCAGUCAUGAUGAUUCGGACCCCGGAGGAACUGGAGGAUGUUUCUGACUUGGAGGAGGAACAUGAGGUGCGCAGUCACACCAGCAUUCAGACUGAAGGGAAAACUGACCGGGCUAAGAUGACUCAAUUGCCUGAGGCAGAAAAGGAAAAGAUUGCUGAGCAAGUUGCUGAUUUCAAGAAAGUAAAGAGUAAACUGGAUGCUGAGAUUGAGAUAUGGGAUGAUACCAGCAAUGAUAUCAUUGUUCUGGCCAAGAAGAUGUGUAUGAUUAUGAUGGAGAUGACAGACUUCACAAGGGGCAAAGGACCACUAAAGCAUACAACUGAUGUGAUCUAUGCAGCUAAAAUGAUAUCAGAAUCAGGAUCAAGGAUGGAUGUCCUUGCUCGGCAGAUUGCUAACCAGUGUCCAGAUCCAUCAUGCAAACAAGAUUUGUUGGCUUAUCUGGAACAGAUUAAGUUUUACUCUCACCAGCUGAAAAUCUGCAGUCAAGUUAAAGCUGAGAUCCAGAACCUGGGAGGAGAGCUCAUCAUGUCAGCUUUGGACAGCGUCACCUCCCUGAUCCAAGCAGCCAAAAAUUUAAUGAAUGCUGUGGUGCAAACAGUGAAAAUGUCUUACAUUGCCUCAACCAAGAUCAUCCGAAUUCAGAGUCCUGCUGGGCCCCGGCACCCAGUUGUGAUGUGGAGAAUGAAGGCUCCUGCAAAAAAGCCCUUGAUUAAAAGAGAGAAGCCAGAGGAAACUUGUGCAGCUGUCAGACGAGGCUCAGCAAAGAAAAAAAUCCACCCAGUGCAAGUCAUGAGUGAAUUUAGAGGAAGGCAUGUCUACUGAACCCACUAUUCUACUCUAGUGCUUAUAUUACAAAGUCCUGGUGAAACACAGUGCU
Messenger RNA from Zalophus californianus (California sea lion), 2937 nucleotides. RefSeq names its product catenin alpha 3 (gene CTNNA3). The transcript is spliced from 19 exons. Gene Ontology annotation, molecular function: cadherin binding; actin filament binding; beta-catenin binding. The record is from RefSeq and is a predicted model, not a curated record. Lineage: Eukaryota; Metazoa; Chordata; Mammalia; Carnivora; Otariidae. Gene Ontology annotation, biological process: cell-cell adhesion; cell migration. Bases 195 to 2882 code for a protein of 895 amino acids. Gene Ontology annotation, cellular component: adherens junction; fascia adherens.